Molecule: messenger RNA, 2568 nt
Organism: Spea bombifrons (plains spadefoot toad)
Lineage: Eukaryota; Metazoa; Chordata; Amphibia; Anura; Pelobatidae
Product: gastrula zinc finger protein XlCGF26.1-like
Exons: 2
Coding region: 605-2074 (489 amino acids)
Biological process (GO): regulation of transcription by RNA polymerase II
Cellular component (GO): nucleus
Molecular function (GO): DNA-binding transcription activator activity, RNA polymerase II-specific; RNA polymerase II cis-regulatory region sequence-specific DNA binding
Source: RefSeq, a predicted model, not a curated record
AGCGCCAGACUCAUCAGUAAUAGUGACACCCCCCCACCGAUAUAAUUAAUAUUAAUCCCCUUCUCGGGGCGGGCUACCGGGGCAAGAGAAAACUCCCGGCUCGCCGCCGGAUCUGCUGUGGAACGCGGCCGCGAGAGAGCGGAAAUCUCUGCCUGGUGCUUACGCUGGCACAGAUUUGUUCCCCUCCUCCCCGAUGCAGCCGGAUAUGACCGGAAGUAAUUUCCGGCGCCUGUUACCGUCCUGUACGCUUCGCGCAUUGUGUGUGGACAAGACGGGUCGUCCUCGACCGAAAAGGUUCCGUCGGCAGCCGGCUCAUCCAUCCAUCGUAAAAACGGAAUAAACCGAUUCCGGCCGCAAGGAUGGAAGAUCUUCUCGUUUGGCAUCUCUCUCGUCAUCAAGUUUGAAGAAACAAAUGCAAAUCGCAAGCAAGACAAUUCGGAAACGAUACGCAGAGAGCAGUUUUGGAUUAAAUGUGAUGCCUCUCGUAACCAAGGUUACCCAAAUUUCCGGUGGAUACAGUGUUAAGUGAACAAAAUAGAACCAUAAAUAUAUAUUCAGAGGUUCUUUUUGAGUGUUCGGAAUCCAGUCUUUCCCCCUUACAGGGAUGGGCGAUCAACCGGCGGAGGAAACCGCUCCGUCCUCCGAAAACGGGAAAGGUUUUACACAAAAAAGAGACGUCCACAAUGGGCAGAAACCAUACGAAUGUUCCAAAUGCGGGAAACGUUUCACCACAAUCGGCUAUCGCGAUAGGCAUGAGAAACUCCACACGGAGGAGAAACCGUUUGAAUGUUCCGAAUGCGGGAAACGUUUCACCACCCUGGGCAAUCGUAACACGCACGAGAAACUCCACACGGGAGUGAAACCGUUCGAGUGUUCCGUGUGCGGGAAGCGCUUCUUCACGCUGGGAAACCGUAACGCUCACGAGAGAAUCCACACCGGAGAGAAGCCGUACGAGUGCUCCGAGUGCGGGAAACGCUUCACCUCCAUGACCCAUCGGAACACGCAUGAGAAAAUCCACACGGGAGAGCUGCCGCACGAAUGCUUCCACUGCGGCAAACGCUUCCCCUCGCUGGCGCUUCGGAACGCACACCAGAAAAUCCACAUAAGAGAGAGACCGUUUGCGUGCUCGGAGUGCGAUAAGUGUUUCAUCAACAGGUGUGAGCUCAGAGAACACGAGCGCUUUCACACCGGGGAGAAACCUUUCGAGUGCUCCGAGUGCGGGAAAGGCUUCCGGCGAAAGAUGAACCUUAACUUACAUCUGAGGCUCCAUACGGGAGUGAAGCCCUUUGCCUGCGCUCAAUGCGGGAAAUGUUUCGUCACGAAGCAAAAACUCACCAAGCACGAGCAGUGUCACACGGGAGUGAGGCCGUUCGCGUGUUCCGAGUGCUCAAAGUCCUUCUAUUCAAAAUCGGAUCUCAAGCAGCAUGCGCAGCGUCACACCGGGGAGAAGCCGUAUGCGUGUUCGGAAUGCGGCAAAUGUUUUAGCAGAAACUCGGAGGUCAAUAAGCACAUGAGAACUCACACGGGGGAGAAACCGUUCGGCUGCUCCCAGUGCGGGAAAUGCUUUAAGUCCAAGUCACACCUGAGUAUGCACGAGCGAAUUCACACGGGAGAGAAGCCCUUCGCGUGUUCUUACUGCGGGAAGUGUUUCACCACGCGGUCAGAUGUCACCGUCCAUGAGAAAUAUCACAUCGGCGACAGAGCGUUUGCGUGUUUGAUAUGCGGGAAGUGUUUCUUUAGAAAGCCACAUCUCAAGCUGCACGAGCAAUCGCACACGGGGGAGAGGCCGUUCCCGUGUUCUGAAUGUGGGAAAUGCUUCUCUACCAAAGGAAACCUCGUCGCUCACAAGAAGCUGCACACGGGCGAGAAGCCGUUCGCCUGCUCGGAGUGCGGGAAAUGUUUCAGCACCAAGGCAGGGGUGUACGAGCACCUGAGAACCCACACGGGAGAGAAGCCGUUCGCGUGUUCCAAAUGCGGGAAGUCUUUUACCAUGAGCAAGUACCAGAAAAGACACGAGAAAGUCUGCAGGAAGAAAGGCAAGCGGAACGAGCAAACUCCCGACAUAAAGGCGUGAUUGUGCUUUGCUGCAAAUCCUUUUUUAUUAGACACAGGAACUCGCAUCACCGGGAAAAAACUAUCGUGUUCUGAAUGAGUGAAGAGUGCACCUUCGUGCGAUCGUUCUCACUAAAGAAAAAGCAUUAGUGGGGUAUAAACGAUGUUCUCUGAAUUCUCGUCUGCUCCUUUUCUGGAAUAUCCCUAUAUAAUAUAAAAUGCAGAAUGUAAAUAUUCGUAGCAAGCGGGUCUCCUAUUCGGCUUUAGAUCCGUAUUUACUAUGAGGUAUUCUAUCAUGGAGAUAAAGCAGCCUCUACCACGCAAAAAAAAGUGGAAACGGCGGUAAAAAUGCCGGUGCAGCUCAGGCCUGAUGACCCUGAGAUCGUAAAGUUGCACAUUUUUAGAUAUUUUAAAAAUUAAAACUUAACAAAUAUGAACUGUCAAGUCGUAGAUCUGGAUAUUUCAUUUCUAACCUUAACGUUGCUGUCCGGUGAAUAAAUGCUAUUCAGUCUGUGA